AUGACCUAUAACAAGGGAAAUACCUCACAGAUGAUGACAGGGAACAGUGCCUGUACCUAUCGAUUCAUUCCCAGUUCGCUCACUGAUCUCCCGUCAGAAAGGGAAUACGAUAUCAUUUUACGCCAACAACCUGAGCGUGCCAAAAUGAGUGUCCCAAAUGAACGAGACCGACGUCCGAUUGAGCCUCCUCCUAUUCUGCAGAUGAAGUGGUCAAACUGCACGCACGAUCAAAUAAAAAAAUCCCUGCAAAGCCCCUUUUACUUUUUGGUUGCCAACAUUGUUACCGAGGAUGAGCCAAACACCCUACUGCUACCGUCACAAGAUUACCUCUCGGGAUCAACCGUUUCAUCACUCUACAGGUUACGUGACAUUGACAACUCUGAUGGCGGCUUUUUUGUUUUCGGCGAUUUGGCUGUAAAGAAAGAAGGCAAAUACAGAUUGCAUUUUAGCCUCUUUGAAAUUGUAGAGGGCACUGUCGAAAAUAGAAAGACAAUGCUAUCCGACGCGUUCACUGUAUAUCUUCCCAAGCGAUACCCAGGGCCUACAGAAGCUACCUUCCUUUCACGUACAUUCUGUGAUCAAGGCGUUAAAAUGCGUAUUCGAAAAGAACAUCGAUUGCCAUCCGUAAGCGGUCGUAAGCGACGGGUCGAGCAUACAACUCCUAUUGAGGAAGAACAACACUCUCAUAGCAGCAAACGUAAAGGUGGAUCGGUUGCUUUAUCAGUAUACGCAGCCACGGGUGUACAAAAGCAAGGUGUUCAUUUUGGCCAAUGGCAAUCAUCCUCGUCAACGACAUCUUCAUUAUCAUCGUCACCCAACAGCAUGAAUACGACUACUGCCAACAAUGCACCAGCUAACAUUGCUCAUGUUUACGAAUCAUACCCUGCAACCAAAGACAAGUAUGGCCAUCUUUUACCAUCACCUUGCUCAUCGCAAUAUCGCUGGGAGGAACAACAUCAGCAACAACAACAUCAUCGUGCACUUCCUUCACCGCCACAGCAAUUCUCCUCUGAUUUGGCACAUUAUCAUUUUGAUGGUAGUGGGCAACAGCAACACCCAUCAGCAGCCUAUUCACGGCAGCUAACACCACCUCCAAUGUUGACUGAAGCAGAUCGACACCCACCUCGUAUGGGUGAUCGCUUGCCACCACUACGAUCCAUCAUGGCUGAUACAUUAUUGCUUCCUCCCUUGUCAUCUUCACCGCAUAAUCCCAAUGCACCUGCUGGUCGCGUUUCCAUUCAUCAACUUUUGCAAUAG
This is a messenger RNA of Lichtheimia ornata, 1257 nucleotides long. RefSeq lists its product as uncharacterized. NCBI's taxonomy places the organism in Eukaryota, Fungi, Mucoromycota, Mucoromycetes, Mucorales, Lichtheimiaceae. Bases 1 to 1257 code for a protein of 418 amino acids. The transcript is spliced from 7 exons. The record is from RefSeq and is a predicted model, not a curated record.